AUGAGUAGCCUGCGGUCUCUGCUGCGCCGCUGCUGGCUGCCGUCCCUGCUGCUGCCGGCGCUCCUGCGCGCCGGGGCGCUGCGGCAGAGCCGCUCGCCGAGGGGAGCGAGGGCUCGGCAGCGGGAUGAGCCCAGGGCCAGUGAAGGCGCUGCGGGCGCUGGGCGUCAGGAUCUUGGGGAAAUGAGCGAAGUUAGGCAGGCGUUCGAAAAACAGGGAAGGCGGACUGCGUUUUCCAGGAAAACGCGCUCCGACCUGUGCGAGGUGAGACGCAUCCUGGUGCGGAGCCAAGAGAUGUUCGCAGCAGGCUACUCUACUGAACCUGAGGAUAUGCCUUUGGAAAGCACUGAAAUGACACAGGAUCAGCUGCUGAACUAUCAGUUGAUGUUUCCCAUAGGCCAGGACAAAUCCAUCCCCUGGAAUGCCAUCACUGCAUAUGAAAACAUGAAAGCAAAGAGAAUAUCUGAACUCAAGAAAUGGAAAGAGCAGGGACCCUGUCAGAAGGAGCUCUACAGAGCCCUGUAUAAAUUGGUGAAGGCACAGCAGAGAAGCGGAGGGGAGAUUUACAAAUUCUACUUGCCCAACUGCAACAAGAAUGGACUUUACCACAGCAAACAGUGCGAAACAUCACUGGAUGGAGAGUCUGCUGGAUGCUGGUGUGUCUACCCAAAAAAUGGAAGAAGAAUUCCUGGAUCUCCAGAAAUGAAAGGAGACCCCGAAUGCCAACAGUAUCUCAACUCACAAGAAUAA
Molecule: messenger RNA, 747 nt
Organism: Pygoscelis adeliae (Adelie penguin)
Lineage: Eukaryota; Metazoa; Chordata; Aves; Sphenisciformes; Spheniscidae
Gene: IGFBP1
Product: insulin-like growth factor binding protein 1
Exons: 5
Coding region: 1-747 (248 amino acids)
Biological process (GO): regulation of insulin-like growth factor receptor signaling pathway
Cellular component (GO): extracellular region
Molecular function (GO): insulin-like growth factor II binding; insulin-like growth factor I binding
Source: RefSeq, a predicted model, not a curated record